AUAAACAAAAAAGGGAAAAUUUAGCGAACAUUUGUAUAAUUUAUUUUCUCUAAACGCUAAAAACAUGCUGCGCCGAAAAACUGGCCCCGAAACGUGCGCGCCGAACUGAGGUGUAUUCGCUGAUACUAUAAAAGCUCGUUCUUUUUGCUUGCAUCAUCUUCAAAUCAACUCGACUACUGCUACUUUCUUGGCAACGCUUCUCCUGUUAUUCGACCAUCGUUCGCUAUUCAAUCCGCAAGGUAACAGCGUCAUGAAGAGGCUCGAUUGUAAGGCUCUUCACUACCAAUGGGGCAGAAAAGGCGCUGAAAGCACUGUGGCCCAGCUGCGAAAGGAUACAAUUGAGGAGGACGAGUUUUAUGCGGAGUUGUGGAUGGGCACGCAUGCAAGAGGACCAUCGCAAGUGAAAGAAGGUGAAGCACGGAUUCCGUUGGCGGACUACUUCAGGGAUCAUCCGGAUGUUCUCGGGCAACACGAAAGGGAUGGCGUCGGUCUUCAGUUCCUGCUCAAAGUGCUCUCUGUUGGCAAAUGCUUGUCUUUGCAGUUGCAUCCAACGCGGGAACAAGCCAGAGAACUCCAUGCCGCUGAUCAAACCAAUUAUCCAGAUGCCAACCACAAACCGGAGCUGACGAUCGCUCUAACGAAUUUCGAGAUUCUCUGCGGAUUCCAGAUGCCGGACACAAUUCUCAACAACCUUCGCUCACAUGAGGCACUUGUUGAAUUGUUAGGUGAAACGGUGUUGUCAAGUUUCGGCGCGACUACAGACGAGGAGGAGAAGAAGGGUGCAUUAAAGAAUAUCUUCACACAGAUCUGGACUAUUCCGCCAGAAGAGAUUGGGACUUUGCUCACAAAACUUCUUUCGGACAUCUUUCUGAAGGAACAACGGUCACAAACAGACGAAUUGAUUAUGGGUCUCAGCGAACAUUUUCCUGAAGACAUUGGGAUUCUGGCGCCGCUCUUCCUUAACUACGUCAAGCUCAAACCUGGACAAGCGACAUUUCUCGGACCAAACGAACCACAUUCAUAUUUGUCUGGAGAUUGCAUUGAAUGUAUGGCUCAAUCCGACAACACUGUUCGCGCUGGACUCACGCCAAAAUUCAAAAACGUCCCCUUGUUCUGUGAGAACCUCACCUACCGAAUGGGAGGGCCGCCCAUUUUUGAGCCACAACAUCUGGCUGACGGUGUAGAUGAAUAUUCGCCUGAAGUACAAGAAUUUUCAGUCCACAAACUGAAUAAGGAAGUCUCUGUGGUCCAGCCAAUCGCCGCUGCUUCAAUCUUGAUAGUCGUCAACGGUUCUGCCACAAUACUCCCAAAUGAAGGCAAUGAGGAAAAGAUUGAAAAGGGUGAUGUCCUUCUUUUGCCGCAGCAACUUGGAGCUAAACUGAAUGAAAAGAGUGACGAUUUCUUGGUAUUUCGGGCUUACACACCGCCGCCAAAAGAGAAGUAA
Molecule: messenger RNA, 1444 nt
Organism: Meloidogyne enterolobii
Lineage: Eukaryota; Metazoa; Nematoda; Chromadorea; Rhabditida; Meloidogynidae
Source: the annotation of a GenBank genome assembly